This is a messenger RNA of Arabis nemorensis, 1044 nucleotides long. The record is from the annotation of a GenBank genome assembly. NCBI's taxonomy places the organism in Eukaryota, Viridiplantae, Streptophyta, Magnoliopsida, Brassicales, Brassicaceae.
AUGGAUUCUAUCACAGAYACAGGACCAGAGACUGUUGAUUCGUCCUCAUGGCCGCAUAACUCUAAUCCAUUAGCAGAAAUAUUAACAGAGAUAAACCAGAAUGUUCAAAGAAUGCUAAGAUUGAUCAAAGACAACGAACCCGAGUCAACAGAGAAAUUUCUUUGCUUAUAUCAGUCUCUCGGUGCGCGUUACAACGAUUUGAACCAGGAACUGCUCAAUGGCCUUCUCAAACUGUCAUGUUCAGACCACAACAAUGCCUCUUCCCUUGUAACUCCAAUGGCGCAUUCGAGCUCGUUUAAGCCCGGUAAUUCUCCUUCUCACGAGUUAGAUUUGGAGUCAGGAGCCUUUAAGUCCUCUCUUAAACACCAUCUGGUUUCACCAGGGAGGAAAACGAGUAGCGAAAUGGUGCGGGGUUUGAAACCAAAUUGUGAGGUUGAGAAGAACCAGUCUGCUUUUUUACUUGCUGAUAUCUUUCGUGCCGAGCUUGAAACUGCGCUAAAAGAAUUAGAAGCAAGUAAGGUAGACAUUGAAACCGAGAAAAGACAAGUUGUCGACUUAGAGAGUAAGCUAUUAGAUUCAAGUCGCAAGAUUGAGAUUCUAGAAAGCGAGCUCGACGUGACUACAGAGCUUUUACAAGUGUCAGAAGCUGAGGUUUCAAAACUGACGGAAAUGCGGAGUGAUUGCAAGACCAAGAUAGCGAAACUGGAGACCGAUUAUACUUCUGAUUUGUUAGAUAGCCUAAGAGCAGAGUUGAGAUCUAGAGAAAUCCAAAUCGAGCAAAUGGAAGAGUAUUUGAACCAGGUGUGUGUUAAAGACACUGAGAUUAUAUCUGAAUCAAGAACCGACAAGAACGUCGAUGAAGAAGAAGAAGAACUAAGAGCUAGAGUUGAAGAGCUGGAGAAACAAGUUGAGUUGCAGAGAGAUGUGAUAUCAGAAAGAGAGGAAGACAAAAGAGAAGCUAUAAGACAGCUCUGUUUCUCUCUAGAUCAUUACAAGAGCAAAUAUAUAGAACUUGUAAGAUCACUUUCAGGCAAUAACAAUUAA